Acyrthosiphon pisum (pea aphid) is the source of this 1593-nucleotide messenger RNA. RefSeq lists its product as uncharacterized. Bases 444 to 896 code for a protein of 150 amino acids. Gene Ontology annotation, cellular component: nucleus. The transcript is spliced from 2 exons. Lineage: Eukaryota; Metazoa; Arthropoda; Insecta; Hemiptera; Aphididae. The record is from RefSeq and is a predicted model, not a curated record.
GAUAAUUUUUCUGAAAAUUUUGAUGUAUCGUAAUCGAAAUUUGAACGAAAACUUCCUUAGUUAUUCUUCUUCAAAUACUAAGGAAUAAGGAUAAUAUUUAGCCAUAUUCAUAGAUCGUACUUAAUUCAAACUUAGUAUAUACUUCCUUAAGUGAAACAUUAGAAUUUUCAAUGGUAUCGUAUUCAUAGAAAAUUCUUACAAUUUUCUUAACAAAGUAAAUUUUGAGUAAAUACUUAGAAUAUAAUACUAAGUAAAUACUAAGAAUUUACUAACUAUUUUAUUUUCAUGAUAUCAUGGAGGAUGUACCGCUUAUCACUAUGAUAUGCUAUGUUAUCACUUUGAUAAUAUGAUAUUGUUUUUUUUUUUGGUACUAUAAAUUAAUUUAUAAUAGGUAGUCCGUUUUAUUUUCAAAUUUAAUUGAAGGUAUUCUUAUAGUAAGUAGAAUGACGGAAAAACUUAUUAAACGAAACCCGGUAUUCCAAGCAGAUGAAAUUAAUCUGCUGGACAGUUUAGUUUUUAAAUAUAAACAUGUAUUGGAAAAUAAACAAAAAGGAGCGGUACAAGUAGCCCAAAAAUCGAAGUAUUGGAAUAUUGUGGCAGAUGAAUUUAAUGCAGCUGCAUUAAACGUUUCACGUUCUGCUCUUAAUCUCAAAAAAUGUUGGGAGAACAGAAAAAAUAACAAAAAAGCUGAACUAUGUGCUGAAAAAAGAAAUAAAAAAAAGACUGGUGGAGGGCCAGAAGAAACUAUACCAACAAAUGAAGCCAUUGAUCAGUUUUUAACUACUAUAACUGAUAUAGAAGUGCAUGGCGUUGUAGAUUCGGAUUCCUUAAGAAAUAUGUCAUCAUCAACUCCAAAUAAUUUUGAGACUAUUUUACAAGGUAAUUAUACAAUUUAAUAUUAUAAACAGGCAAAGCACCCCUAAGUCUGCCUAUAUCAUAAAUCGAGGGGUAAACACCUUGGGGGUAAUCAGUGUACAAGGUGAUGGUAAUCAUAGGGGUAAUCAUGGGUAAUCAUAGGUAAUCUUUGUAGUGAAUCAUGGGUAAUCAUAGGUAUAAUCAUUGAAAUCAGUAAUCUGGUGUACAAAACUUCUGUCAGGUAUUUACCCCUCGAUUAGUUCUGAGUUAUCUAGAUAACAGUAUUUGUGGACAAAAAUAUAAAAAUAAACAUUUGUUUUAAAGAUAUUGUGUCACCUCUAAUUACUACCCACAGAUUUUUAUAUGGUACCCCCCCGCGUUUAAACUCUGUGCAUGCUAUUGCCUAUGAUUACAAGUAUGGUAAGUAUCAAGUAUUUUGUAUUGUAAUACAUUCUUAGAAUAACGUAUAACGUUUAUUUCAAAAAAAAUGUUUCAUUGAAAGAUAGGUAGGGGUGAGUGAGUGGGGCAGAUUUAAAUGAAAUUUACAUUUAAUUUUUUUAAUUUACUGACAAAUUAUGUACCUACCUAUUUGAUAAUUACAAUCUGUAGUCUAGAAUUCUAGAUGGUUGUGAAUACUGUUUGACUCAUAACAACCUCAUAUAUUAAAUAACCAAUUUAAUUUAUAAUAAUUAUAAAGUUAAGUAUAUUUUUAUUCUAAAGUUGGGGUACUUUUGAACU